This is a messenger RNA of Dreissena polymorpha, 3296 nucleotides long. RefSeq lists its product as uncharacterized. The transcript is spliced from 3 exons. The coding region runs from base 181 to 3000 and encodes 939 amino acids. Lineage: Eukaryota; Metazoa; Mollusca; Bivalvia; Myida; Dreissenidae. The record is from RefSeq and is a predicted model, not a curated record.
CUUGAGUUUGGAAGUAAUAAUGCACUUAUAAAAUAUUGAUUUUAAAAGUGCGCAGUACGAGAGACAGUAAGAUUCAGAAGUCAAAGCAACUGGUGACUAUGUGGGAAACCCGUGAUUAAUGCGCGUAGGAGAAGCGGCAUACAUUCAACAUCAAGCUGGAUGAAGUUUUAACGAUUGACAAUGGACGAUCCGGUGGUUGACCUUCGGAGAACAGUUGCUCCUCUUGACCUUUCAUUCCGAUCAUUCAUGACUUUCAAGGAAAUUCAAGUACUCUGGAAGUGUAGUGACAUCAUUGAAUCAGACAUAAACCCGGUCUUUGUUGCACACGCUCUAGUUAACAACGGUUACUUUACACAAGAGCUUUUCGACCGAAUAUGUGGCGAACCUAGAAAUAGCGUAACGGUGUUUCUUUUGAGAGAAUUAACCGGUCGCAUUAGCCUGCAUACCUUGAUAAAGGUCCUCGAUGAAUGUUCUUACCAAGAGGUUGCAGCAAAACUACUGUUAGCGCUUGUCAAACAUCAAGAUGAAGCCGUGAGAGUCAGUGGGGUUUACAAAUCGACUUCCGGUCAACGUCCCAUGAUCCACACUUUCUUUCGAAACUUAAAAAGGAUGGUCCACGACGCACAGUUCUAUAACCCGAGAGAGGCACUGCAGAAACUUUCGGAGAAGUUUAUGGUGAAGAUGAACAUGGAAACCAAUCCGGUAAAGAAACAAAUCUUCGCUGACAAAUGUAUUGCAAUAAUAGGAGCUGAAAUCGAUGCGAUUGCUAUAACGUUUGAUACGGGUUUAAGAAACAGCGAGGUCUUUGAUACCAUGAGAAGCCUCACAAAUAACUCGAGUAACACGAUGAUCACUGACGUGGUGUACUACGGUCGCCUGGCAAACGCACAGUCGAUUGCUGGACAAUUUGAAGACAGCGAGAAUAUGUUGAGAGCUGCCCGAAGCCAGGCUUACCAUAUCGGACCAUGUUUAGAACUAGUCAAUAUGUUAUACAUUGAAGUGUACGUCAGGCUCUGGAUGUUUGAACAAAAGCCGACGGUUGAACUGAGAAAAGCGCUCAUGCUGUGGGGUCGUGCUGGAAUAGAAAGUCUGGAGGAGGAGGAUGUCGAUACUAAGAAACUCUGGAGACGAAUGUUCAUACUCAGAAUGGUUUUCUGCUUGAUUGGCCUUGGGAAUAGAGCAAAUGUUAUCGCGAACUGUCAACCAGGGGCAUCUGAUAUAGCUGAGGCCAAACUGUUACUUGCUGACAUUGAACCUACAGUUGACGAAAUGGAAACGAGAAGAAAGAUGUUUUUCUAUGUUGCAAAAGCAAGAAUAGCUGAACUUACCAAACACAAAGAGGACUGUGUAACAUAUUUGCAUAAAGCCGAAUGCAUGGCUCGCCAAGGAAAGUUUGAGGAGUUAGAAUUUAUCAUGCAGUUCUUAAACAGAAUGACUAAUUCAACAGUUUACAAUACUGAAGUAACGACAUUUACUUUCAACAUCAGACAUACAAAUGAGAGAGACCAGUUUAAUAUUGUAGCAAUGGAUGACUCCCAAAGUUAUAUUCUUGUUAGUAUUGAGUCUCCAAAAGGCAAUAGAACCAUUGAAAGCUUAAAACAACUACGGGUUUGUGUAGAUAAACCUGGUAUAGACCAUACAAGAACGCAAUAUAUACCAAUCGCAUCCUCAGAAGAAAACAGUCUUAUACUUUUUCAGUCUCAACUUGAAGCUGCCAUUCCGCAGAUAUUCACAUCUCAAACGCAGCAAUUACGUAAUACCGAUCUCAAGUGUGUGGCCUUCCACUUUCCCGGUCUUUCUGAGAUGGCAGGGGGAUUUGUCUUGGUAAGACAAGAAUUGUCAGAUCUGGUAUCGUCCGAGCAACAGCAUUACUUCCUCCCAAAACAUACGUCUAUGAUGCGGACAAAUAUGAACGCCGUGACACAUUUGGAUAUCAAUAACACGAAUUCAUUUGUUUUCAAGCCUUUGGAGGCAACUUUGGAUCAGUAUGUCAUUCUUAGCCCUUCAUCAUUUGAACACGAUUUUUACGGCAUAGGAUCGACUGACAAUGAACGUUUGUCAUUUCAGCAUACAUGUCUAAAACAAAGGAAUCGAGAACACUGCACACCGGCGUUACCACACACAGAGCAGAAUGGAAUGCUGAAAAAAGACGCAGGGGUUUCCGGGCCCGUGAAAUUUAAAGAACCUUUCGGGAACGCUAAGGUUGUGCUGCAAAGUGGCGGAAAGUGGCAGCCGUUAUCAGGGUCAAUCUUCGAACCAACGAAGGACUUGGAAUACACGACAAUAAAUAUUGAAAACGAAAUUUAUGAUUCGCAAGUGGAACGGCAUCAAUUGUCAAGGAUACAAUCGAAUUCAGAUCAAACCAAUGCGACUGACAUGUACAAUAACUGGCAAAUGCUAACUAUAUACGAACGCGGCAUUCUUUCAGGAGAAUCAGAGGAGUGUCUUAAUGCUGCUGCACUUUUAAAAAGAGAACCAGAUAGAAAUAGAUCUGAUUUUGAAGAUGAAGAAAAUGGCAAUGUUUUAGAAGCAAGUGAUAGAAACACAAAUGACACCGGGAACGCAGGUAUAAGACCGAUGGAAGAAUCUUACAGUGAAGUAACAACACGCACGAAUGAAUUUUCGACAAACGAUUGGCAGACACUUUCGAAAAGUGAAAGACCAGAGGUUUCUGGGGAGUCAUCAUUUGAAGUAAUUGGAGCGCCAAACCAACCUUCUUCGUGUGCGUCUAUUGGCCUUGAUAAAAUAUCGGACAUUUCAGGGCAGUCCUCAUUCGAGGAAGUUAGAGUGCGAAAUCGAUCUCCUUCGUUUACUUUCGUGCAGUAUUCUACACAAGAUCUUUCAUGCAUGUUAGGUGAGCGCCCGGAGCCAGACGGUCAGGACGGGUCCACAGAAAGUUUGGACAAUUUGAACAAAUGUGCCCGAGCUGUUUACAAGAGUGAACAUUUAGAAAUGUCCGAAAAUUGUUCGGUAACAAGUGAGGAUUUAUUCGGUGAUUAGAUCACAGAAUUUAUUUAUUUGAUGAUUGUAUUAUUUUAUUUAUUUUUGUUAUGUUUUACUUUGGUUUGAUAUCAGCGUAGCGUGUUUUGAAUGAAUAUGCAUAAUAUUGAAAUUUAAUGUGUAACCCAAUAUGCAUAUCCAAACUACGUAGUUUAUUUUAUUGUGUUUACUUUAUUUUAUUAUCAGGGAAAUAAUAUGAUUAAACGCGUUGAUAACAUAAACUUCCGACAUUUUAAAAAGAAUUAAACACGGAGAACACAAUUUGAUAAACCAAAUAAAUACACUUAUGAAAAUUU